GAGAGAGAUGGAUAUAGAAAAAAAUUGCGUGGCCGGGUCGACAGAGAUAGAUAUAAGGAAGGUCCACGAGGCCAAGUCGACAGAAAUGGUCGGUGAGGUCGCGUUGGCAAAGAUGGAUAAAGAAGAGGCUGGCGAGGCUGCGUCUGCCAAAGUGGCCGGCGUGGUCGCAUCGGCGGAGAUGGAUAUAGAAAAGGUCAGGGAGGCUGCAUCGGCGAAAAUGGUCGGUGUGGUUGCGACGACGGAGAUGGCUAUAGAAAAGGUCGGCGAGGCCACGGCAAAAAUGGUCAGUGCGGUCACGUCGACCGAGAUGGAUAUAGAAAAGGUUGGCGAGGCCGUGUCGGCAAAAGUGGUUGGUGCAGUCUCGUCGGCGGAGAUGGCUAUAGUAAAGGUUGGCGAUACUGCGUCAAAAAUGGUUAGUGCGGUCACGUCGGGCGAGAUGGAAAUGGAAACGGUCGGCGAGGCCGCGGCAAUAAUGGUAGGUGCGGUUGCCACGGCAGGGAUGAUUAUAGCAAAGGUCAGCGAGGCCGCAUCGGCAGAGAUAGAUAUAGAAAAGGUCCGUGACGCCGCGUCGGCUCACUACCGGGGCUUGCCGGAGGACCAGAAGCAGGCUGCCGUGAGGUUUUUCAAGGCCAUGGACACAGACAAGAGCGGCAACAUAAGCAUCGACGAGUUCAUCACCUUCUUAGGCCUUUUCGGGUUUCAAAGCGACAACCAUGAAUGGCUCUUCGCAAAGCUGGACAAGGACGACAACGGCACCCUCGAUUUCAAUGAGAUGGUCACCUUCUUCUACAUCCUCAGCCGCGACGAGUACAAACAUCUAUUAGACAGCAGGCCAAGUACCGAUGUACCCCGUCGCAAGUUGAGAUUUGGCCUUCGGAAGCGCGGAGCUAAUAACCAAAAGUUGGACAGGGGUGAACUCGCCCAACUGUACAAGAAGUUGCGGGGCGCGUACAAGCUUCGAAACUGGGUGAACGAAAACCUAUGCUACAUCCUCUAGGAAAUCGACGAGCACCGUCGCUGGUUGUUAAGGUUUCUGUGUUGCUAUCGGUGUGCUUGUGUGUUUUAGGUAUUGGAAAUGAAGAAGCUUUUCGUUUGAUCUUGUUAAAUUCUGGCCCGAGUUUCCUCGGGCAUGCUCUGGAGACCAAGUAAUAGAGUGAAGUUCAGUCUC
Molecule: messenger RNA, 1168 nt
Organism: Syzygium oleosum
Lineage: Eukaryota; Viridiplantae; Streptophyta; Magnoliopsida; Myrtales; Myrtaceae
Exons: 3
Coding region: 8-997 (329 amino acids)
Molecular function (GO): calcium ion binding
Source: RefSeq, a predicted model, not a curated record